Messenger RNA from Parus major (Great Tit), 2490 nucleotides. It is a transcript of the gene OTOR, whose product is annotated as otoraplin. Gene Ontology annotation, molecular function: protein binding. The record is from RefSeq and is a predicted model, not a curated record. Gene Ontology annotation, biological process: cartilage condensation. Lineage: Eukaryota; Metazoa; Chordata; Aves; Passeriformes; Paridae.
CCAGAGCAAAAAGUAUGAUCAGGAAUGCUGAAUGCCAGCAUAUUCAGAAUAAAUACAUCAUUUAACCUCAUUAUCAAGGGGACAGCUGUUUUUCACUUAGGAAAUACAGCUUAUCAUUAAUGGAUUUUUUCCCCAGGUAUAGUUAGAAAUUGAUUACAGUUUGGCAGUAAUGUGAUUCAACUCAGUUUUGUCUUGCUGGCUGGCAGUAGAAGCAAAUCCCUAAAGGAAACAUAAAAAUUUCUGGUUUUUGGGCAGGCUUUUCCAAAAUACAUGUCCUAAUGCUUCUGGGUUUCUCAGGUUUGAUUUACUUUAUUUUUUCUAAUUUGUUAAAAGCUUCAUAAGUUUUGUGUGGCACAAAAUACACUGGAUGCAGUGAAGUAAUCAGAUAUAGUAUUGUGAGUUGUAACUUCCAAAUAUUUUGGAAAAAAAAAUCACUUUAAAAAGUUGGAGUGUUUUGUAUCUGCAGCAUGAGCCACCUUUUUUUGCACAAGACGUGGAAAAUUGAAGUUUCACCUGCUCCCACAAUACAUUGCAAAACAAUGCCUCUUUCACAGUCAUCUCAAUUACUGUCCUAUCUCCAUUUAUGUAUUUUUUCAUUCUUUUUGAAGAUUCAGUGUAUGUGUGAUUUCACAGGUAUUCUAAUACUUGCAAAUGAAAAUUGUUUCAAUGUGCCUGUAACAGCAAAAACGAGAGUUACUCCAUCAUAACCUUGGAUCUUUGCUCCUGCAGUCAUAAAUUUAUAGGUAAUAAUUAUGCUGUCAUUUCAUCCCACUAGUUUGUGUGCACAUGACUACCAUUGCUUUUCACCUUUAUUAACGUAAAGGGUUUGGAGCUGUCUGCAAAGGAGGUUGGAGGAAGGAGUAAUGGGCUGGAAGGCUAGAGGAGAACGUGGUGAAGUCAGCUGUUAUUGGAAGGUGAUGCUAGAAGUGAUGCAUGAUGCACUUUCUUUGAAAAGAGUGUGGGGUUUUUGAUGACAGCUGACAAUUUCUGCUCCUCUCUGGGAACUGAAAGCUGGUGCAGCCAGACCUCCUCAUGAAUCAGGAAACACUGGUUCACUGGAGUGCAAUUCAGGAAUUUCCAAACUUGCCCUUGGUUAUUUCUAAGUGCUAAUUCAGACCAGCCUGCUGUAGCCUGACAGCUGUGCUGUUGUAAAGAGGUUGUAAACAGGACCUUGUAAGUCAGCCUGUGGCACUGUUUGGACCUGCAAACCCUCAGCAGAGUUCAGCUAGGUAAAGAGAAGUGAAAUGGUUGCUGUCCUGGCAUGACCUCUGUGUUUUGCUCUGACUGCAUCUCCCUGUGGAAGGGAUCUUGCCUGUGCAAAUAUGAAGUGCUUGAACUCUUAGAUUUCAAAUUUUAAUUGCUGACUUGAAAAGCCUUUUUACUGCCUUGGAGCUCCCUAAUUGUUUGUUUAUAUUGCAUCCAUCUGCUAUUGUGCCAGUAGGACCUUUCUGUGGACAGGAUGAGGGGAAUCUGGCACCGAGGGUUUUUGGUCCAGGGAAGAUUGUACUUGUCAGUGAGCAUUUGUGAAAAUUAAGGACAGGAGGAUUAAGAAGAAUGUAAUUUCAUUUGCUUCUUACCAGGGUCUGACUUAAUUUUCAUUCUCAGACUUUGCUUGAAAUAGUGUUCAGGCUAUGGACAACUCUGGGAGGGCUUAGCAUGUUUAAAUAAUACAGUUGCUGAUAAAAACCUUAACACAGAAUGGCUUUGGGAGGGGAUUCAGCUUUAUGAGUCGGCCCUGAGGUUUUCUCUCUGCCUAUGGCUCCUCUGGUGAGAUGGAAUGUUGCCACAGCCCCUUCCUAUUAGCCUGCUGUGUUUGUCCAGGUGUCUCCCUCUUCCAUAAAAGAUGGACCUGGCACACCCUCAGAUAGUGCUGCACCAAAGAAAAAUGACACAAAGUGUUUAUUUGAUGAUCUUUUGUAUCUCAUUAAUGUUUCCUCUUGCAACUGGAAUUUUUAUGGAGAAGCUUACCAGCAAGUAGCUGUGUACUGAUGAUGUACUGUACACCAAUUCCCUUGCCAGAGCAGAAGAGGAUUAUAAUGCUUCAGACUGCAGAUUCAUUAAUAUUAAGAAGGGUCAAUUGAUUUAUGUUUACUCAAAACUAAUGAAUGAAAAAGACUCUGGAGAGUUCUGGCCUGCAAGUAUAAGAGUUUAUGGAGAACAUUUUGAAGGCCAUAUGGGGACAGCUGGUUAUUUCUCUAGCAGUUUAGUGUCAGAACAACAUGUCUAUCAAGAAGCAAAUAAGACUGUUCCUACAAGGGUAAGGAAUUUACAAAUUCCCAGCUGGCAGCAUAAUUGUACUUGGCUAUGUAAUGCUAAUUUGCUGUAAAAUUAAAUCAUUAUUGUGGCAGUUGAUUGUAGCAUAUCACAGAUGCUCAGGAAUCCAGUCUUUGGGCCUUUAUACAGGCAAAUAACCUCAAUAAAAUCCCUAACAUUGAUACAACUGAUACAGCAGACAUUGUAAAUGUUGCAAUAAAGACUUGAUCCUUUUUA